AUGGCAGUGUACCUGAUCGAUCGUCUUCCCACUCUGACACUUUGUAAUCGUUCUCCAUAUGAGCUCAUAACGGUUACAGGUGUUGGCGUCCUACCAGUGGACAUGAAUACAUCAGUCGGCAUUUCAUCUUUGAUGAAUCUCGGUUUCCUGUCUUCUUCAGGUACCUCCAUCGAUCCAGUUACAAGUCCAUCAAACCUACAAGUCGCAGCUCCACCACCACUUGGCCUCUCUUCUUCAUCCGGUGAUGUCUCCUCUCCCUCAUCAGAUUGCCAACGACCACCCUCGGUGCCUUCAAAGACCCCCGCUACUCCUACUCCAUCAAUUGAGUCUACUCCCAGCGAUGUUCCAUCAUCUGUCUCUGAGCCGCCUCGUCGAACCAGACUAAUUCAAGAGCUUCUUGAUGCUACUCCUGUUGCACCUCCGCCUCCACAACGAACUCAUACCAUGGUCACCAAAUCGAUGAGCUCCACUGCAUCUCUUGCGACGGCCACUACCAGGUAUCCUAUUCUGGCAGCCCUUCUUGUUGAUAUCACACCGGAGCAGUGUGAACCAGUCACAUACUCUAGUGCGGCCAAGCAUCCACUCUGGCAGCAUGCUAUGCAACAGGAAUACUGA
Messenger RNA from Nelumbo nucifera (sacred lotus), 615 nucleotides. Lineage: Eukaryota; Viridiplantae; Streptophyta; Magnoliopsida; Proteales; Nelumbonaceae. The record is from RefSeq and is a predicted model, not a curated record.